AACAACUCGUCUACUCAGUCAAAACGCAGAUAUGUCGGCGUCGAGGUCCGUUGUGAAGAAGGUGCUUUCGGUGGAGACCGAAGAGGGUGCUGGAGCUAUAGUACGACGGUCAAUUGGCACGCCCCAGCUGAGGAACCUCACGCCUUUCCUCAUGCUCGACCACUUCCACAUAUCGAAAGGAGCGGGCUUCCCGGAUCACCCUCACCGAGGCCAGGCCACCGUAACAUAUAUGCUUGAGGGGUCAAGUCGCCAUGAGGACUCAGCUGGUCACAAAGGCGAAAUCAGGCCGGGGGGUGUGCAGUGGAUGUGUGCAGGCAAAGGAAUCAUACACGCAGAGAUGCCAGUCUCUGGUGACGGUGUUCCAGAGCCUCGUGGGCUGCAAUUAUGGGUAGACCUUCCCAAAGAGUACAAGAUGGUUGACCCGACCUACCAGGAACUCGAUCCUGAACAAGUGCGCGAGGCGUUCCCCCAGGGCGAAGAUGGGCCUGUAAAAGUUCGAGUCAUCAGCGGGAAGAGCCAUGGCGUGGAGUCCCCUGUCCGGCCACUCGGAGGUUGCUGGUACUUCCAUGUUAUCUUCAAGAAACAAGCGACUAUCUUCCAGGAGAUCCCCGCUGGAUGGACGUCAUUUAUCUACAUUAUCAAAGGUGGCCUCAAGGUCGGAUCCGACUCCACGGUCCAUCCGUCGUUUUAUACCUUGGUUCUGUCUGCAAACUCAGGGGAGAAUGGCGCAGAAUUGACCGCGACCGAGGAUGGCACCGAGUUUGUGCUGGUCGCCGGAGAGCCCCUUGACCAGCCCGUCGUUCAGUACGGCCCCUUCGUGAUGACUUCGCGGGAAGACAUACAGAAAACCCUCAUCGACUACCAGUUCGGUCGGAAUGGGUUCGAGAAGGCGCACAACUGGAAGAGCAUCAUCGGAGGUCGGUAGAUCGUACGGCAUGCAUAGGACUACACAGUAUAUGUAUCUAUAUAGGGUAAUGCCAGCUGAAUAGUGUACUUUUUUCUGAACGUCCACCGUCGGCGACUAAGUGGUCCGAAGUUUCUUCUCCUUACGCCGAGUGCCAUUCCCUUCGUCCUCGGAGUCGCUCUCCGCUGCCUGCAUCCCAUCCCAGACCUCAUAUUCGGCCUCGUUCUCUUCCCGCUCUGCUUCCAAGCCUUCCGCACCGACUGCGCCGUCCCAGACAACGACGGUGGGCACGACUUUCAUGUACGUCUUCUCUAGCACGUCUCCCUUCUGCUCUUGCUGUUGCCCUGCUUCGGCAGGCGGGCCGAAUGUCGAAUGGAGCCUUAUGUAGCGGUCCUGCGAGGCUGACGCCAUAAGAGAGCUCGCUGGUGCAACGGACGUAACGGCGCCCGAUAUGCCUUUGUAGGUAUAAAUCACCCGUCCGUUCCUGAGGUCCAUCGCCGAUAACGUACUGCCGCGAUCUGCCACAAACACUUCGUAUUCGUAGAUGCCUUUCUCGACAGUGCCAAUGCCGCCGACAUUGCCGAUUCCCUUCCAGUCGGACACUGGCCUACGUGCAGCGCGCGUAUCAUACCGCCUCACGCUCCCGUUCGCCGUUCCAACCAGUAGGUGUUGGUGAGCAUGGCUAGAAGAGGCUUGCAGAUAUGUGAGAGCGGUGUUGUAUACGGGGUGGCGGAGACUGAGGUGAUCGUUGGGGACAUUCUUGGCACGCCAUAGCUCGCCCGGCAGCAGCUGGUCUCCACGCCUCCUUUUCUUGGAAUCUGUCGAGAGGGGUUGAGCAGCAGCCGUAUUCUCUGAGAACGCAUUUUCCGUGUCCCAAAGCGACAAUUCCACCUCUUCUCCACCGUACGCAAAAGUACGUGAGUCCAGAGAAAGACGCCAUUCGCAUAAGCGCAUUGGCAAACUCGUCACGGAAGAGGAAGGCUCAGAACCGUCUUGCCCGAAUUUUGUCACGCGCAGAGCACCAUUGGAUGUGCACGAGUACACUGCACUCUCCGAUGCAGCUAGUCCGAUGAAUCUCUGACCCUCCUUCAGCUUCUUCUCCGUCCAUUCGUGCAUUACCGAAAGCUGGGAGUUCCCCUGGAUGUUAUAGGCUACAGCAGAACCAUCUGCAUGCACUGCCGCCAGCAGAGCAUUCGAGUCCGAAGCACGGUGCAAAGCAAGCUUUUGAACAGUUUUAGACCGACCAGAGGAGCCGCCGGGCACUAGCACCGUAGUGAUAGGUUUCCAUUCUUUCGGGUUGGCUCCGGAAGCAUAUGAGACGGACUUGAGAGUACCAAGCUCAUCGCCGG
Dichomitus squalens LYAD-421 SS1 is the source of this 2253-nucleotide messenger RNA. RefSeq lists its product as uncharacterized. The record is from RefSeq and is a predicted model, not a curated record. Lineage: Eukaryota; Fungi; Basidiomycota; Agaricomycetes; Polyporales; Polyporaceae. The transcript is spliced from 14 exons. The coding region runs from base 32 to 925 and encodes 297 amino acids.